AUGGAGGAGGGAAAAGGGGGUGAGAAGGAGAAGGGAAAAAGGGGAGAGGAAGGGAAUGGGGAGGAAAAGAGGAGGAAGGGAAGGCAGAACAAGGCAGAAAGUCUGAUAAGGGAUAGAGCAAACAGUAUGCCUCUAUUGGAAUUAUUCAAGAGAGGAGAGAAAAGGAGGGAGAGAUUGGAGGAGGAUGUGGGAAGGAGGGAGGGAGAAAUUUUCAAGAGGAGUUCGAUGUUGGAGAGAUCACCGGUUAGACAGGAAGAAGGGGGAUUGAAGGAAAUAUUAAGGGAGGUAGGAGACGGUUUUAGGGAUAUAAAAAGUGAAAUAAGAGAGAUAAAUGAAGGUAGAGAAGAGAUGAAGGAAUGGAUGGAGGAAAUGAGAAAGAGAGUAGUCGGUUUGGAGAAGAGAGUGGAGGUAAUAGAGAAAGGAUGGGGAGGGGCGGAGAAGGACGAGGGAGGAAGGGGGAUGGAUAAAGGGAAGGGGAUGAAGCAGGUGGAGAUAAGAGAAAAGGGAGAUAUAAAGGUACUAGAAGAAAGGAUGAGGAGAUUGGAAUUAGAAGAGGAAAAAAGGAAAAGGAAGGAGUGGAAGAGGAAUAUAAUAAUAAAGAGAGUAAGAGUAAAGAAAGAGGGGUUGGAGGGGUUAAGAAGAGAGAUAGAAGAGAUAUUGGAGGGGGACGAAGAGGGGGAGUGGACUUUUACGGGAGGGAAGGGAGGGACGGUAAUUGACUAUGUGAUCGGGAAUGAAGAGACGAGAGGGAAAGUAGUAAGGAUGAAGGUGGAGGACUGGGUGGACUCCGACCACCAGCCGAUCAGAGUCUACGUGAAGGGAGGAAGACGUGAAGAGGGAAUUGGAAAAAGGAAAGGGAAAGAAAGAAGAGGGGUGUGGACGGAAGAGGGAAGGAAGAAGUUUGAGGAAUACGUGGGGGAGAGGGAUGGUGAUUGGCAGGGAGUGGAGAAGAAAUGGCGAAAGAUGAAGAGGAGAGUGGAAGGGGCUUUAGAGAGAGUGGAGAGAGAAGAGAAAAAGAGAGGAGAGAAAAGGAGGGAGAGAUUGGAGGAGGAUGUGGGAAGGAGGGAGGGAGAAAUUUUCAAGAGGAGUUCGAUGUUGGAGAGAUCACCGGUUAGACAGGAAGAAGGGGGAUUGAAGGAAAUAUUAAGGGAGGUAGGAGACGGUUUUAGGGAUAUAAAAAGUGAAAUAAGAGAGAUAAAUGAAGGUAGAGAAGAGAUGAAGGAAUGGAUGGAGGAAAUGAGAAAGAGAGUAGUCGGUUUGGAGAAGAGAGUGGAGGUAAUAGAGAAAGGAUGGGGAGGGGCGGAGAAGGACGAGGGAGGAAGGGGGAUGGAUAAAGGGAAGGGGAUGAAGCAGGUGGAGAUAAGAGAAAAGGGAGAUAUAAAGGUACUAGAAGAAAGGAUGAGGAGAUUGGAAUUAGAAGAGGAAAAAAGGAAAAGGAAGGAGUGGAAGAGGAAUAUAAUAAUAAAGAGAGUAAGAGUAAAGAAAGAGGGGUUGGAGGGGUUAAGAAGAGAGAUAGAAGAGAUAUUGGAGGGAGUGGAGGAGGAAUGGCGAAAGAUGAAGAGGAGAGUGGAAGGGGCUUUAAAGAGAGUGGAGAGAGAAGAGAAAAAGGUGAGAGGAGGAUGGUUGGAUGGGGAAUGUAGGAAGAUGAAAAGAGAAGUAAGGGAGGAAUUAAAGAGGUGGAAGAAGAGAGGAGGGGAAGGUGUGAAUUAUAAGGAGAUGAGGAACAGAUAUAGAGAGCAUUGUAAUGAGAAGAGAAGAAAGGAGAGAGAUAAAUGGGAGAGGGAAUUAGAAGAAGUAAGAUCGGAAGCAGAUGUAUGGAAGGUAGUAAACAAGGGGAGGAAAAAGAGAAAGAGAAUCAGGGAAGGGAUUGAAAUGAGGGAAUGGGAGUAA
Odontomachus brunneus is the source of this 1890-nucleotide messenger RNA. RefSeq names its product golgin subfamily A member 6-like protein 22. The transcript has 4 exons. The record is from RefSeq and is a predicted model, not a curated record. Lineage: Eukaryota; Metazoa; Arthropoda; Insecta; Hymenoptera; Formicidae. The coding region runs from base 1 to 1890 and encodes 629 amino acids.